Mesocestoides corti is the source of this 1683-nucleotide messenger RNA. The record is from the annotation of a GenBank genome assembly. Lineage: Eukaryota; Metazoa; Platyhelminthes; Cestoda; Cyclophyllidea; Mesocestoididae.
AUGCCGUCAAAUUCCAUUUUAUUACUUCGGUCUGCAGUCGCCAGUUUCCAGACUUUUGAAUUUAAAGUGGAACACUUUGUAGUUCUUCCAGGGAGAUCAGCAGAGCGGCUUGAUGGUGAAUUAGCGGCAGUUAUUCUCGUUUCUUCAGCUUACGACCUCAAUGAAUUUAUCCUAAUUUCCCCUGCCGACCCCAGUGCUCGACGGCUGGUUGGAACUACACGCAUUCGGCUUCUUUUAAGCUCCAUCGAAAUGGCCCUCGCUGCGUCGUCUUGUGAACUGCCAAUAUUGGUUUGCUACGGAGAAAACAAACUUUACUAUGGUUUACAACUGCUGAGGGACAACUUCGUGGCUGACCCUUCGCCUUUGGGUGUCUUUGUGUCUGAUUCGGGGUUAAAAAAAAUAAAUUACUCAAUGUCACAGACCUCACUUCCCUGUGGCGAAAUUCAUCUGGCUAGACUUUGUCGCAUGUUUCUCGAGAAAGUGUUUCAGGCACUUUUUCAAGAAACCUACGAGCUUCCUGACGUGCCCUUGACGUACCUAUCACCCGACCUUCCAUCUGCAGAAGCCUUGGAUCAUCACCUGGCAAGUUUGGUUGAUUGUCGCUACAUCGGCGGUGGGGCACUUCGUUUGGUGAUCUUUCUUCAUUGGCUUGUUCUUCGCAUGGGUUCAACGAAUUCGGUGUUGGCCCUUCGUCUUGCCUGGUGCAACUUUGUCAACAUCCUCCGACUUGGCUAUGGAACUGAGCCUUUAAUUGCUCUCAAUGCGGGUCGCGAUUAUGCUCCCUCAACUCCGCUUGAACAUGCACUGCUUACUCUCUCCCAGCACCCAACCGAAACUGCGCUCGAGCACUGCCCCCUGUGUCAAUCCACUCUUGAUGAACUGAACAGCGCAUCGCUAUCUUCGAUCGCUGAGUGGAUUUCCCCCUAUGUUCUUGCGUAUCAGCUUUCUUUGCUUCAUCGCUUUGUUGUUCCGACCGCGCUAAUCAGCUGGUACAGCAAGAAGUUGAAAACCCUUCGGGAGACUGUUUCAAGGCUGGCUCCGGAGUACCAAUCACUAUUCAAGGCCAUUAAGGAAUUCCACAAAAGAACGAUAUGUGCAAUCGCCUUGAACACAUUCUUCAACUACCGCGGUGCAUCUAAGACAUUGCAGCCACUGGCAUGCGAGCUGGCCGAUCUAGUUCACGCCUGGAAUCAUUAUCCAGCAUCCAAUUCUGCUGCCGCUGAGCACUUUAACGUCUCGAAGAGUGUGAUGCUCCCUCUCAGCUCAGAAACUCAGUCUCUCCUCGCUAGAUGCCUUCUGAACGCUUUCCAAAGCACUCACAUGACCUCAGGGUUAUCGAUUUUCACCUCGAGAAACAAACAACAGCAGGCCGUAGCAGAAAUUAUCGUUACCGGUGCCAGCCUGGAGCCUUUCCCAUCCCAUCGAUUAGUAACGAUAACACCUACCUGCACCUUGCGAAGACCAAAUCUCGAGUUGAGUGGGGUCUCCCCACAGCGGCUUUUUGUUUCUCUACGCAAGCUCACAAAGUGGCGCCAUGAAAAUUCAAGGAAUCAACAAGAGAAACUUAACUUUCUGCAAAAUGGAGAAACGGAUUUUUCAACUCCGCACUCAGAACACCCAUGUGAUGACGUUUAUCAAGUUUUUUUAUCUGGGUGCUUUGGCGAGGACUGCGACAUUCGAUAA